AUGGGGGGUUUAAUGUUCCUUCCCUUCAUGUUCCUGACUGUGUUCUCAGUGGCUUCUGCUCAGAUCGCAAAACCAAGUAUUUUUAAGCUAGAAGAGAAUCAAAAGCCUGCACUUACUGUAGAGACAAAAAAUGAAGCUAAUCCUGGGGGAAAGAAGGAAUCUAACAAACAGGGAGGUAGUAUCACACAAAGAAAACCAGGGAUGUUAAUUCUGCAAAGACAACCAGGAUAUUCCAACCAGGCAGGAAAACCAGUGAACAGUCAUCAGCAAGGAAAGCCAGAAGUUUUGAGCCAGCCUGGGAUGCCCAGUGCUUUGAUUUUGCAAGGGAAGCUAGGGGAAUCUAAUCAAAAAGGGACUCCAAAUGUUUCUAGCAAGCAAGAAGAAUCAGAAUUGUCUAGUCGACAAGGAAAGCCCAGGUCUCCUAGUCAAAAAGGGAAGCCAUCACUGCCUAAAGACAAGCCAGAGUCUGUUAGCCAAAAGGGGAAACCAACAUCAUUUAGCAAUAAAGGCAAGCCUGGGUCUUCUGACCAAGGGAAUUUAGAAUCCUCUAACCAACAAGGGAAACCAGAACCCUCUAGCCAACAAGGGAAACCAGGAUCCUCUAACCGACAAGGAAAACCAGGAUCCUCCAGUCAACAAGGAAAGCCAGAACAUUCUAGCCAACAAAGGAAACCAAGGUCUUUGUAUAAUCAAGAAGAAGGAAACGAUGUAGAUAACCUUUCAAAGGACAAUGCAAUGGGGAUACAGGCUAAAAGCAUGAUCAGCAAAAGCCUAACUGGAAAUAAAAGGUAUGACUCCAUUUACAAACCAGUUGGUGGUUCUGAUGGAAACCAUGUGGAAACUCCUGUGUAUUUAAUGAAGCAAAAGGAUGAGUAA
Messenger RNA from Rattus norvegicus (Norway rat), 876 nucleotides. It is a transcript of the gene Marcol, whose product is annotated as MARCO like. The record is from RefSeq and is a predicted model, not a curated record. NCBI's taxonomy places the organism in Eukaryota, Metazoa, Chordata, Mammalia, Rodentia, Muridae.